Messenger RNA from Ambispora gerdemannii, 876 nucleotides. The record is from the annotation of a GenBank genome assembly. NCBI's taxonomy places the organism in Eukaryota, Fungi, Glomeromycota, Glomeromycetes, Archaeosporales, Ambisporaceae.
AUGAACUCCAAAAACGCGUCCAAAUUGGAAAAGCCAGAAAACCAACCGGACCAAUCGAUAAGUUACAAAUUGUCCGUACCGCAACAACCACUCCGUGCUCGGAUGUGCGGAUUUGGAGAAAAGGAUCGAAGACCACUCGAUCCACCGCCCGUAGUUCAACUUUCGAUGACCAAUAAUGAUGGUACAGAAGUCUUAGAAAGCUCGGUGGAUCCAUCAGGAUUUGUGGUGCAUGCGAAUCUCUGGUGUCAUUUGAAAAAGGAAGAAAGAUCUCUAGUUAUCAAUCCCUCUUCUUUACCUAGUUCAACCGGUGCCAGAUCAACAUAUAUCUCGUUAGAUGCACCCACUUCGACACGGAAUCUGAUGGGAUCUACUGUCUCUUCGGCGUAUUUACUAAAAGAUCAUAAUGGGAAACAAGGAAUAUAUUUUAUAUUCCACGAUUUAUCUGUCAGAACAGAAGGAUUAUUUACCCUGCGCUUUUCGUUUACAAAUUUAUCGAAUAUAUUGUUCUGUGCUUGUCCUGGUAGCACAUCAUCAUCAUCGCUAGUUGAUGCGGUUGUUUUUUCAAACCCAUUUCAGGUUUUCAGUGCAAAAAAAUUCCCUGGAAUGACUGAUUCAACAGAACUAUCAACUGCUUUCCAGAAGCAGGGAAUAAAAAUUUCCAUAAGACCGAAGGAUCGCAAAAGAAGGAACAUCAAAAAUUUGUCUGCCGAAUUGAACUCAAAUUCUGAUAGGUCAGAAUUGACUACACCUCCUAAGAUAAUAAUCGAAUCAAAACUAAAUUUCAAAAUGAAUGAGACGAAUAUGAACGGAGCGGAUGAAGAAGGUCCGCAAGAAGAUGGACUUGGUAAAAAAAGGUUGCGCCUAACAACUCAAUAA